CACUUCGCGACCUCCUCACAUGCAGGAAAGUAAACUAGUAACAAUCCGAGUGGAAAGAAGAUUCCCGUGGUUGUCUCACAUUCAGGUGACUGGGUGAAGAUUGUCGUGAGUGGAGUUUGAAUCGUGCGACUCCAACAUGAGUUCGUCGAUGCCUCAGAAGAGGUUCUACAGACAGCGAGCCCAUUCUAACCCCAUGGCUCAUCACUCGUUCGACUAUCCUGUGUGUCCAGAGGAAAUGGACUGGUCCACGCUGUACCCACACGUCCUCACUGGAGACCGGCCGGAGAAAGAGACCCCUCGAGUGGAGUUUGCAGACAUUGGAUGUGGAUAUGGAGGUCUACUAGUGGAGUUAUCUCCACUUUUCCCAGAGAAUCUCAUCCUGGGCCUGGAAAUCCGGGUCAAAGUUUCGGAUUAUGUUCAGGAUCGUAUCAAAUCACUACGUGCCGCUGAACCAGGAAACUACCAGAACAUCGCCUGCCUUCGCAGCAACGCGAUGAAGUAUCUGCCCAACUACUUCACUAAAGGACAGCUCAGUAAGAUGUUCUUCCUCUUCCCUGACCCUCACUUUAAGAAGACCAAGCACAAGUGGAGGAUCAUCAGUCCCACGUUGUUGGCAGAGUACGCCUACACACUGAGAGUCGGGGGUUUGGUCUACACAAACACUGAUGUGGAGGAAGUUCACCUCUGGAUGGUGAAGCACUUCACGGAACAUCCACUGUUUACACGCAUGUCUGAUGAAGAGCUGGUCGGGGACGUCAUCACCAGUCGUUUGGGAACAUGUACAGAAGAAGGAAAGAAAGUGCUGAGAAACGGAGGGAAAAAUUUCCUGGCGGUCUUCCGGAGGAUUGAGAAUUUUAACUAAGACCAAACACUUUGGAUGUGCAGGAAACUGGAGUCAUGGUCUUAUACAGUCAUUCAGACCUGAUCUGCUCGCUC
Molecule: messenger RNA, 936 nt
Organism: Limanda limanda (common dab)
Lineage: Eukaryota; Metazoa; Chordata; Actinopteri; Pleuronectiformes; Pleuronectidae
Gene: mettl1
Product: methyltransferase 1, tRNA methylguanosine
Exons: 6
Coding region: 137-862 (241 amino acids)
Biological process (GO): RNA (guanine-N7)-methylation; tRNA methylation
Cellular component (GO): tRNA methyltransferase complex
Molecular function (GO): tRNA (guanine(46)-N7)-methyltransferase activity
Source: RefSeq, a predicted model, not a curated record